CCGCUGCUCUGCCACUUUGAUCGGAAUGGCAAGUACCGCGGUACGCGUUUUCUGUUGCCACGGAUACGUCUGACGCAUAGUAGUUGAAUGGAUUAUGUAUAUAACGCGAAGGGUAUAACGGUGGCCAGCGCGCGUCGAAUUGACUAGCGCGAAAAGCGAAGAGCGAACAAAAUGCGAAUUCGACGUAAUUUCAUUAUGUUGAGGGGGAAAAAAAAAGUGAAAUUCCAAUCUCCCUGAAACUGGCAAUUGCACAACGGCGGUUACCCUGGGCGAUGAGGAUAAAUUACUGUCGUGUUUUUUCCUAGGGCAGCUCAUGGCCGGCAUCCAAAUUUACCGUGUCUAAAUUGAAAAUUUCAUAAAAAUUCCAAUUCGACAACCCAUCAAAAUUUCCAUUGUGCAACAUCAGGAGAGAAACAUUUGGAAACGUCAAAAUGCGUGAAUGUAUAUCGAUGCACGUAGGCCAAGCGGGUGUCCAGAUGGGUAAUUCCUGCUGGGAGCUGUAUUGCCUGGAACAUGGAAUCCAGCCGGAUGGCACGAUGCCGUCCGACAAAGCUUCCGGUAGCAAUAAUUGCUUCAAUACCUUCUUCAACGAGACGAGUUCCGGCAAAAUGGUCCCGCGAGCUGUAAUGGUCGAUCUUGAGCCGACAGUCGUGGACGAAGUACGAACUGGAGUGUACAAACAAUUGUAUCAUCCUGAGCAACUAAUCACCGGCAAAGAGGACGCCGCGAAUAAUUAUGCUCGCGGCCACUAUUCCAUCGGAAGCGAGGUCAUCGAGUCGGUGAUGGACAGAGUGCGCAGAUUGACCGAUCAGUGCACUGGCCUGCAAGGCUUCUUCGUCUUCCACUCGUUCGGAGGUGGCACUGGCUCGGGUUUUACGUCUUUGCUCAUGGAAAAGUUAUCCGACGAUUACGGUAGGAAGAGUAAAUUGGAAUUCGUCAUAUAUCCGGCACCGCAAGUGUCUACCGCCGUGGUGGAGCCUUACAACGCGGUACUAACGACCCACACGACUAUCAGCCAUUCUGAUUGCGCCUUCAUGGUGGACAACGAGGCAAUCUAUGAUAUUUGUCGACGGAAACUCGGCAUUGAACGACCUUUGUAUGCGAACCUGAAUCGGCUGAUCAGUCAAGUGGUAUCCUCCAUCACCGCGUCUCUGAGAUUCGACGGAGCUCUGAACGUCGACCUGACCGAGUUCCAGACGAACCUCGUGCCCUACCCCCGCAUACACUUUCCUUUGGCAACCUACGCUCCGGUAGUAUCCGUCGACAAGGCCUACCACGAGGGCAUGUCGGUCGCGGAGAUCACGUCCGAAUGUUUCGAGCCUUCCAACCAGAUGGUCAAGUGUGAUCCGCGCGAAGGCAAAUACAUGGCUUGUUGUCUUUUAUACCGUGGCGACGUCGUGCCUAAGGAUGUCAACGCCGCGAUCGCGGCCAUGAAGGGCAAAAGCUGCAUCCGCUUCGUCGAUUGGUGUCCCACAGGUUUCAAGGUCGGGAUCAACUACCAGCCGCCUACGGCGGUACCAGGCGGUGAUCUCGCGAAGGUCCAGCGUGCUGUUUCCAUGUUGUCUAACACAACCGCUAUAGAGGAAGCGUGGGCCAAACUCAAUCACAAGUUCGACCUGAUGUACAAUAAACGUGCUUUUGUCCACUGGUAUGUGGGCGAAGGUAUGGAGGAACUCGAAUUCGCGGAGGCGCGCGAGGAUCUAGCCGCACUCGAGAGGGAUUACGAAGAAGUCGCCUUAGAAUCGCCAUCCACACCGAACGUACCGCUGGAAUAUUGACUGAGAUGCGCGUCUUUUCGUAGAAUCUCCAAUAGGCCGACAUAUACUUUCGCUGCCCGUCAGGCGAAAAUUAUACAAAGAGAAAAAGUCUUAUAUACAUCACUUAUUUAAAUUUCGUGUGGAAAAAUAUUUAAUGUUUAUUUUUUUUUCCUAUAAUUGUUACCAUACUCAUUUUUGUAGAAAGGUGUUUUUCUUUUGUAUGAGAGUCUUUGUAGCAGAUACAAAAAUACAUCAAUUGAUACAACCGCAUCUACAAUGAAUGUUUGAUUCGACGCGAAAGAGAAGCGUACAUAUGUAGGAAGAACGCGAACACUCGUCUCUCGUAUCGAAAAUUUUACCGGAUCACUUAUGAUCACUUUACUGGAUUAAAAUAACAUAUAUUUGUAUAACAUAUACAAUAUUCAUCUUUUUGUUAUCUUUUUAACGCUGUUGACCUCUAUAAAAGGAUAUAUCAACAAAGUUCUCUUUAUAUCUAUGUAUA
Molecule: messenger RNA, 2259 nt
Organism: Harpegnathos saltator (Jerdon's jumping ant)
Lineage: Eukaryota; Metazoa; Arthropoda; Insecta; Hymenoptera; Formicidae
Product: tubulin alpha chain
Exons: 5
Coding region: 432-1778 (448 amino acids)
Biological process (GO): microtubule-based process
Cellular component (GO): microtubule
Molecular function (GO): structural constituent of cytoskeleton; GTP binding
Source: RefSeq, a predicted model, not a curated record